Messenger RNA from Drosophila montana, 1472 nucleotides. RefSeq lists its product as uncharacterized. The transcript has 3 exons. The record is from RefSeq and is a predicted model, not a curated record. NCBI's taxonomy places the organism in Eukaryota, Metazoa, Arthropoda, Insecta, Diptera, Drosophilidae. Bases 453 to 1430 code for a protein of 325 amino acids. Gene Ontology annotation, molecular function: protein binding.
AAUAUUGUAAAUAGGUAGUCUCUUUUCUGAGACUCCCUUCUUUCCAUUAUUUUUUCUAUUGAUAUAAACAAUUGUGUCUCCUUUGCGCUCCUCUGACACCUUUUGUAAUUUAUGAUACGAAAAUUGCAGAGUUUUUCAUUCAUAUUUUGAUCGCGAGGAAAAACAUUGGCACUAUAUUUAGAUAAACGUACGCACCGGAAUAUACGACACGCGCCCUAGUCGCAUAUUUAUAAACAUAAAUUCAUAAAUAUAUAUAAAUAUGUAUAUAUGUGUAUAUAGAUGUGUGUGUGUGUGUGUACAAAUACAAUGUCAACGUUUCAUUCUGCAAAAGCUGCCCUCGCGAUAUGCUCAUCCGUCAGUUGUCAAUGAGGCCUCCCAGACAGCGGAACACCCAGGGUCUCAUUUAUUUCCGACGGAGUGCACAUUAGGGCUUACAUCAUUGUUAGCUGGAGAUGCCAAAGUGGUUGCUGUGCGUCGCCUGCGUUCUUCUGGCCACGGUACUUGCACUGGACGAGGUGGACAAUAAUAACCUUAAUGCCAAUGAGACUGAAAGUUCGCCGGAUGCGGAAACGGACGUCAAAUUGCCCAGCGAGGUGCAAAGGGCCGUUUGUACCGUUAAUGCUGGUGAGGUCAAGGCAUCCGCAGAAGCCGUCACCACCAAGACCUUGAAGGGUGUCUGCGGAUCGGAUGAAAUGAGUCUGGCUUUUCGCAAUCUGGAGGAGAAAUUAUUUGGGGAAUUGCGUGAAAUUAAGGAGCUGCUGGCGAAGCUAAGCGAGCUGCGGGCACAUCCAAGUGGCAGCUCCAGUCCGUUGACGUCAGUUCCCCUAAUAAAGCCAACUGUUAUAAAAAGAAUCAAGUUUGAGCAGAUAACUAUGAAGCCCAUCGAAGAGAAAAAGCAGCCGAUGCUUAAGCAAUUGGAAAACGCACCGGAGCGCGAGGAAGAGAUUGGCAGGUUUAACAAUACAAUGUUGGCGGAUCAGGACUUUCAAUUAUUCACAUAUUAUUGGAAGCUGGAAAACUUUACGGACCACAUUUCUAAUGCGUCGACCGCAACCGUCAAGAGUCCAAUGUUUAGCAUUAGAGGCAAGACACUUCAAUUGAAGUGCACAUUUCAGCAUUUGCAUCGCGAUAUGAUAAAUUUGCAGCUGGCAUUGGCAUAUCCAGCUCAUGAUCCUGGCAAGGGCAAGGAAAACAAUAUAAUGCUGGAUAUGGGCGGACAGUGGAAGCAAUUGAAAUGGACGGAUCGUGUCGCGUUUAAGCACAAAAUUGCAUUAUUGGAUCAGAAUCAGAGCCAUCGACGCACACAGGACCUCAGUUCACAGGAGUUAACCAAGCUCGAUAUGGGAUUUUCCAUACCGAAUAGCGCAAUUUUGGGCAGCAAUUAUGUAAGGCACAAUUCGCUUCUAAUACAAAUCAUUUUAUAUUUGUGAGAGGUUUACAUUUUAAUGAAAUUAAACCAAAACAAGCAACCA